UCUACAUUUGCAAGAAAGAGGAACAGGAAAACCCAUGGUCUGCAUUCAAAAUGAGUGGACAAGAAAUUCCUACAAAUAAACAGCUUUCCGACGUGAAACCCCGCUAUUAAUGUAUGACUCAUAUCAUUCAUUUCAUUCAAAUGCCACCCAUUGGAGCGACGCGGUCAUUCACCGUAACAGCAACAUUCACAAGCGUCGUUCACUCAUUCAUUCGCGGUAAAGCCUUCGGUGGUGUCGAACGUUGCUCUUGUAAUUCUUUAAGUUUCAAUUAACUUUUUAAUCGGAAAAACUAUCGCAACGUCAGCCUGUCUCAUUAACAUUUUGUAAUUAAAAACUAUGCAGUGAUUUUUUUUAAUUGUAGCCAGUGUUUUAGAAUUGCGGAUUUUGUUUUUUUAUUGCAACAUUCCUAAGAUUGAGUGUUGUGACUUGUGAGAAAUCUGUGUGUAUCCUGUGAAUUUGUGGCAGAUUAUUUGUUACACGUUUGCUAUAAGUGUUUAGAAAACAUAACACGUUGGAUUGUUCCACAGAUUACACCACAAUGUUACCACGGAAAAGAAGCACUUAUGUGCUGUUCGCUGUUAUCUUGCUGAUACGUUACUCUGAGCAACACGGAUCAGGGGCGCCAUCGGCGGCCUGCAUUGACCAGCUCCCGCGGCACUCGACCAUCCAACCCCAGUCCACGAUUCCUCCAUACAUUAUAGUGACGUCAUCAUCUCAAGUCAGACAAGGAGAUGUGCUCAAUAUAACUAUUGGUAGCCCUGCCGGCGCGCCCGUCCCUAUUGGAGGAUUCAUACUGCAGGCGAGACAAAUUCAGAACCCAGACGCCAUAGUCGGCCGGUUUCUGAAAGUGCCUGACCCUGAAGCGACACACCUGACAAGCUGCAGUAGCACCAACGACACCGUGACUCACUCCUCGCCUGAAGAUAAACCAGCGAUGACCUUCCAAUGGCAGGCGCCAACUGAUUUCUUAGGAGGCGUUGAAUUUAGAGCCACCGUAGCCCAAACCUACUCGAUGUUCUGGAAGAACGUGGAAUCUCCAUUAGUGGAGGUGGUCACUCCGGACACAGUAAUCACGACCACACCGCCGCUCCCGACCACUACUGGCGCUGCACCGCCACCACCAGUCAUCUUGGAGUCUAAGCCGAAACCGGCGACCCAGAAACUAGACGUGAUCUACCAAGGCUGUGACGACAACAAGCUCUGCUUUGGCAUUCCCGACAAUUGUAUCCCUAAAGGCAAUUGCGACGCCAUUGUUGCUGUGUUUGUCGCUGGCGACAUCUACACUUUUGAACUACAAGCCGCGAAAAACCCGAAAUACGUUUCAACUGGUCUGAGUAUGGAUAACAAAAUGGGAGAUGAUAGCGCAGUUGAAUGCGUCAGAAAUGAUAAUGGAAGAGUAUCUAUAUUCACUUCUUGGACUUAUCCUAAGGAAGAGCCUUAUGUAAGGAGGUCUGACUCGCCACAAGACAUAGUACAGUUGCUAGAAUCUUCCGUAAUUGAUGGGAAACUGUACUGUAAGUUCAGAAGGGAUACGGUGUCUGUGGUGAAAGGACAGACAUUUGACUUGGCGAAUAAUAAGUACAAUUUGAUGAUCGUCGCUGGUGAUAGUAUGAAAGAUGCGGAUCGCGUGGGUUUCCACACAUUGGCAUACCAGUCCACCGGUGAACCUUUAGCAUUGUCCACUGUUGGGACAGCUGCGGCCAGCUCCAAGCUGCUGCUGAAGCUCCACGGCUCCUUCAUGAUAGCUGCUUGGCUGGGAACAGCUUCUCUGGGAAUCCUUCUGGCUAGAUACUUCAGACAAGUGUGGGUCGGCAAGCAGCUUGGCGGCAAAGACAUAUGGUUCGCUUACCACAGAAUCUUGAUGGUAGCGACAUGGCUGCUCACCGUGUGUGGGUUUAUCCUGAUCCUGAUUGAGGUCGGCGGGUGGUCCACCACUGGAGACAACCCACACGCUAUUACUGGGAUAGUUACUGUCGUGCUCUGCUUUAUACAACCCAUUGGUGCAUACUUCAGGCCACACCCGGGCACCAAGAAGCGGCCGUGCUUCAACUGGCUGCACUGGCUGGCCGGCAACGCCGCGCAUAUCUUGGGAAUUGCAACAAUUUUCCUGGCGGUGUACCUGCAGAAAGCGGAGCUGCCACCCUGGAGCGUGUACAUCCUGGCCGCAUUUGUAGUUUUCCACGUCGUUAUGCACUUGGUCCUCUCUUUGACAGUGUGCGUGUCAGACGGCCGCAUCAGUAACGGCCGAGUGAACGCGUUCCCCAUGAAAGACAUGCUCGGACAGACGCGGCAGACGACGCAAAUCGAUAAUACUGACUCUUCGUAUUCCAGUUUCCGCAAGCUGCUACUAGGAAUAUACGCCCCAAUCAUUGUACUGUUCGCCAUCGCCAUGAUCUGCCUCGUCGCUUUGGCGCCAAUAGCUGACACCUACAAUACAAUUAUGGGAUCUUAAUGUGCCACGUGACUAGUCCACACUGUCCUGAAGUGUUUCUAUCUCUUUUUAACAUUCUAAUACUAAAAAGAGAAACACAUUUGCCUCGGUGACAAAAUAAUGUUCUCAGCGAGUCGAAACAGUAGGUAUCUUUUUCUUGUAUUUUUUUUUAAAUAUGUGGGGACAAUCACCACAGAUUGAUUUAGCCCCAAACUAUCUUCAAGACUUGUGUUAUGGGAAAUGAUAAGUACUUUAUUUAAUAAUCCCGCUAAUAUUAUAAAGGCGAAAGUUUGUCAGUAGGUAUGUUUGUUACAUCUUCACGGUCAAACAGCUGGGCCAAUUGAUAUGAAAUUUGGUAUUGAGAUAGCUGAUACCUUUUAUUAACACACUCUAUCCUGACAUUAUGCGAUUUCUGUAGAAUUUGGUCAAAAAAGUCUGAUAGUCAAUGGCGCUAAAGUAGAUGACGCUACUGUGCGAUUUUAAUAACACCGUUAGGUGCAGCACUAAUAUAUAUUAUGUAGAUAAACAUCCAAGACCCAGGUCAAUCUGAAAUAUAUCAUUGAUUUAAUAAAAAUGUACGUACUUAAUUCAUUGGAAUACGUUUGGAAAAUAGUUUCAUCUAACGAAUUUCUUUCAUUUAUUUUUUUAUGUAAAAAAAUACCUACUUACAGAGCAUCUGAAUUUAACUUUGGAACAAACUUCAUUAAUAUUUUCACUACUAUAUUAAUUAUCACGACAUAGUAUUAUAAAACCACGCAACGGAUUUUGAUGCAGUUUUCACCGUUAUUUAGAUAAUUUAUAUCAGAAGGUUUAUACAUUUAAUAAUAUAAGAUUUAAUUUUGUAUAGUCUGCUAUAUGAGAACAUAUCUAAACAAUUUAGAUUUGUAUUUUUUAUAGUGACGUUAAACGUCUAUAUCUGUAAAUAAUUAUUGAAAUAUACUUAUUUAAGUUCAAUCUCUGACAUUUCAAAUGUUUUAACAUCACUCACACAUAGAUUUAAAUAAAGAAUAUUUAUUUGUAACCAUUUUGUGGGAAGAAAUAAGAAAUAAAUGUAAUCAUACAUUAAUUUUAGCCAUGAAAAUAUUUAGGUAUAUACAUAUAUUUAAUGCAAUGUAAAUUAUCUUAAAACAUUAUUGAAAAAUAUAGAUGUAACUACCUAUUUACCAAGCGAUAAGUAGAAAUGUUAACUGUUGACAUGGGAACACUCAGGAAAAUAAGAACACUCGCAUUCAUGUAGAAUGCCAGACGUUGAUGAUUACAAAGAAAAAAAAGUGCCGGUAAAAAAUAUAGGUACCCAUAUCAAAUUUGAUUUUUGUCAUGUUUUGCCACAUAUAUAAAAACAUUACUUAUUGUUCUUAUAUCUGUGUUUUGCUUGUCAUCUACUUGCACGCCAGUAGCUAGCUCGCGCUGGUAGCUAGCUGGCAAGUGUAUUCCCGCCAAGUAUUCCAGUAUUAAUAGGUAGUAUCACUAUUUACUCCUGUACUAUAUUCAUGACUACUCAGCCCUUAUUUGUAAAAGUAUUUUUUGUAAUAACACCGUUCCGUUUAUUUUAUGUGUAGCCUACUAUUUUAAUAAAUUUACUUUUAGUUACUAAUACAAAUAAAACUAUUAUGUACGAAUCCGUCCAGAAUAUUGCUACAUAAUAUUUUUGACGAAUUUUAAAAAUCACGACCUUAAUGUAAAUAAUAGGUUUUUUAAAGUAAUAUUUAAAAAUAAUAAAGACAUUAGAACAUAAA
This is a messenger RNA of Plodia interpunctella (Indianmeal moth), 4167 nucleotides long. RefSeq lists its product as uncharacterized. Gene Ontology annotation, cellular component: membrane. The record is from RefSeq and is a predicted model, not a curated record. Gene Ontology annotation, molecular function: transmembrane ascorbate ferrireductase activity. The transcript is spliced from 13 exons. NCBI's taxonomy places the organism in Eukaryota, Metazoa, Arthropoda, Insecta, Lepidoptera, Pyralidae. Bases 539 to 2452 code for a protein of 637 amino acids.